GGACAAAAACAUGUUUCAGAGGUUCACCAGCAUCUUGUUUGGAGACUCCCUGGAGGAGGGCAGUGGAUGUCCUGUGGAUCCAGACUUCAACGAGAAGGAGGAGGACGAUGAAUGGAUUCUGGUCGAUUAUCUAGCGAAGGCCUGUUCCGGUGCAUGUGGAGAUGAUCUGGUGGAUGUGUGCUCUGACAAUGUCGCUCCCCUGGACUCUCCUGUGCGCUGCUCCUCCUGCUCCUCUCUGGAUUCGGCAGCAGACACCGACGCAGAGGACGGCAGCUUCUUGCGUCUAGAGGCGACAUGUGGGCUGGAAGAGAGCUGGUUCAUCACCCCUCCGCCGUGUUUCAUGGCUGGAGGCAGAGCGCCGGUCCUGCUGGAGACCAGUCCUCUGGAGAACCUGCUGAUCGAGCACCCCAGCAUGUCCGUGUACGCCGUUCACAGCCCUCGUCAACGACCAGCCAAGGACGGCACCCGUGAGCCAUCGAUUUUAAGAUCUGAAGUUCAGCGUCGGCCGAGUCACGCUUCUGGCUGCUACGCAGCCGCUCUGGUCGCUGCUCACGCAGGCUUUCUGGAGCAGACCAAGAAUGUCCGCCUGGCUCAGCGCAUCCGUGACAACGUGGAGCGCCAGCAGCUGUCUCGCAACGCCCUUCGCCGCCUCAACCUGCUGCGCGAAGGCGGAGCCAGACAGGCCAAAGCCACCGGAGGCUACGUUCACCAGCCGGGACAGAGGCAGUACAACUACUGAGACGGUCCCCACUGCACUCCCCCGUCCUCCCCCUGCACGCCGCCCCCUCCACACUGGGAGAAUUAGUCUUUCGCCAGAAGGAACGGAGUCCUUUAGAAUCAAUGCCAUAGGUCACUUUACUUCACGGCAGGUUCCGCUCGACCUGAAUGUGUCUGCAUCACGUCACGUGUUUCCUAUAUAAGCUCCAUCUGUUAUGUUCGGUCUUAUGUUUUAUGUCAUGAAGGUUGAAUAACCAAGUGUUUUGUUCUAGUGAACAUGAUGUGGUAGGCAUCAUGUGUAGGCAGCUUGACGCUUUCUUUGCUUUUUUUGAAGCCAUACUAAGUUCAAUCACAUCAGUGAUGAAAUCAUCAGCAGCACUUUUCUGGUUAGGAAGGAACCUGCCUGUGACUCUGUAGAUCAGUGCUUUCUUCCUCUUUGUUUUUUGUUUUUUUCUCUUUAAAAAAGUAUACUGGGUUUAUUAUCACUAAAAGCCUUGUUUCCAUAGUAAAUUUCAAAAUAUAUAAAAUAUAUUUAAAAAAAACUUCCAAAAUAUUUUCAAAAGAAAAAAAUAUUGAAUAUAUAUUACAUAUCAGUAUGAAGUUGAUAAGAAUGUGUGUUAUCUGCAUAGAUAUGUAUGUAAGUAGUUUUUUCCUAUUUUUAGUGACUGAUUUGAUGUAUGACUGUUUAGUGCUAAUUUUCCAACAGGUGAGAAAACCAACAAAAAAAAGACAUCAAGUGUUGUAAUGUUAUUUUUCAUGUUUGCUCUAUAUCUGCAGUACAUGUCUCAGGGUCAUCACUGUUCACCUUCGCUCUUUGCUAAGAACGCAGAUUACUUGCAGAUGGUAAACUGUCUCUGUACAUACUAGAGAACCUCUAACUUUGUCGACGUGUGUUACCUUGUGGAAAUAUUUGUAAUUGAUGUAAAUCUUUAACAUAACGUGCAUCUCACACUUUGAAUGAAAGCAAAACGCUUGCUCCUCCAAGGACUGUGAAACAAACUCUUUCUCUUAAUUGACUGUUAAAAACUUUGACGACGGAGUGAAACUGUUAGCAUUUUAAUUUUUUUUCAAUGUAGUACUUUUUGUGUUAUAUGCCUUUUUCAUGUUAUAUUUGACUAGUUACACAUUGUAUAUUGCUGAGCGAAAUAUUUAAAGUAGCAAAAACUAAAAAUUCUUCGUAGGUUAUUUUUGUUACUCUUUAUUCCUUUAUCACGCGAGACCUGGUGUUGUAAAUUUCCGGUCACACUGCCAAGGUAAAUGUCUCCCCUAAAUGAAUGAAACUGAAUUCAUUAACUCUGACAUUCAGCUGAAUGCAUAUUAUAUGCAUGAGCAACUCAAGGAAAACAACUACAGCUUCUCUUCUUUUCUUUUGCUUGCUGCAGUCUGCAUUGAGCAGUAUAUUGCAUUUUCUGACAUUUUUUUUUUCUUUUUCUGUGGACGAAGGGAAAGGAAGGGACGUUAGGUUCUCUUCAUAUUCCUUGAGUAAUACUGGAGAGGCCCUCUUUCCCUAUGUCAGCAGAUGCCUGAUUUUUUGGUAUUCAUAACAGGGAUUUCAUUUUGCCUUGAAUUGCAUUUGGGGAUCAUGUGCCUUCCAGGUGAACAGUAUGACAAUGCAUCCGUGAAGAACUUGAAAUUUGUCCAAAGGGACACAAACAAAUGUAAUUUUACUAUGCACAGAGGAAUACCUUGUCUCUGUGAGCCACUUGCUCUGUCAACUUUUUACACGAAAUGUAGCAAAUGUUUUCUGUGUUUAAUGUGUGAAGAAUAUUUUCUGUGGCAUUGCUAAGUUUUAGACUAUGCUUUGGUUGAUUUUUAGUUUACUGGAAUAAUACAGCACUUUGCCAAAAGUGUAGGGUUUUAGCAUUGUUUAUUUAUCUUUUUCUUGUACUGAUAUGUUUUGGAUACAUGUCAUACACAAACUGUUUUGUAUGGGUAGUAUAAUUUGCAAAUAAAUUGUUCAUUUCAUAUGUCUUGAAACCUACUAUUUGUCAGUAUGUAUUCUCUCUUCUCAAUAAAUGUUUUAAUACAAA
Messenger RNA from Megalobrama amblycephala (Wuchang bream), 2747 nucleotides. It is a transcript of the gene tp53inp1, whose product is annotated as tumor protein p53 inducible nuclear protein 1. The coding region runs from base 11 to 739 and encodes 242 amino acids. Lineage: Eukaryota; Metazoa; Chordata; Actinopteri; Cypriniformes; Xenocyprididae. Gene Ontology annotation, cellular component: autophagosome; nucleus. Gene Ontology annotation, biological process: positive regulation of DNA-templated transcription; autophagosome assembly. The transcript has 3 exons. The record is from RefSeq and is a predicted model, not a curated record.